Molecule: messenger RNA, 1755 nt
Organism: Pedinophyceae sp. YPF-701
Lineage: Eukaryota; Viridiplantae; Chlorophyta; Pedinophyceae
Source: the annotation of a GenBank genome assembly
AUGCAGGACCUCCCGGUCGCGACGACGCUGGACGAUCUCCUCCUGCCGUCUGCGGGCGAGGAGUUUGGCGACAUUUUCGACGCGUGCGACUUGGUAGACGGCGGCGCGGUCGACUGGAUCCCGGAGCGCCUGGCGGGGCAGGACCACGGCACCUAUGAGGGUCUCCCAGAAGGCAACCACUCCGCGGGGUCUUCCGGUGCCUCCGGCGCGCCCGUUCGCACCGCGAGCGGCAGCGAGCCCCACGAGCCGGCGAAUCCGCCCGCAUCGACCGCGUUCGGCGCCCCGGCGGCGCCCCAGCCCAGCAGCAAGCCUACCAGGGCCACAGGGGCCGGCCGCUCGCCGACGCCGCAGCAGCUCAAGGCGCAGACGCGCAAGGAGAAGAACAAGCAGAGCGCCGUGCGGUCGCGGCAGCGCCGGCAGGCCCAGGAGCGCGCGCAGAACGACAAAAUCCGCCAGCUCGCCGAAGCAGCGCGGCAGCUGCAGGUGGCCGUGAUGGCCCUGUCGCACGAGAACGCGGCGCUCAAGCAGAUGCUCAGCGCCCACGGCGUCCAGCUCCCGGCGGCGCCCUACGCUCCGCAGAUGUCCCCGGUGUCCGCGCCUGCGUCUGCCGCACACAACUUCCACAACUUCAGCGCCCCCGCGGCGCAGUUCCCGCAGCCGUUCGCGGGUUCCAUGCCCAUGUGCGGCUCCCUGCCGAUGCCGGUGCUGCCCGCGACGGAUGCGGCGGGCACCCCGACGACGUCCGGGCCCUCGCGCCCCAUGCACGGGUCGUCGACAGCGUCCCCCACCGUGGGCUGCGACAGCGCCCCGGCCGCGCAGCAGCAGGCCGCCGGCAGCCCCGGCACGGCUGGCACGGUGGGCCGCGGGCAGCGGAACCUGCUCCGGACCGCGGCCGGCGUCGCGGCGACGUGCGUGGGCCUGGCGUGCAUGCUCGCGCAGGUGCCCGGGCCCGCGCUGUCGGGGCAAGCGGCGCACAGCACGCGCCGGCAGCUGCUGCAGCUCGCGCCGCCCGAGGCCGCGCGUGCGGCGCCGGAGCCCGCCGGGGUCCGACCUGACGUCAACUCCUCUGCGCUGGCAUUACGCACCCUGGGGGGACUCGCGGAGGAGCUGCUCGCGCUCCCGCCCGGCGCGCCGGACCUCCAGCGCAGCGAGUCGCUCAUCCUGCGGGAGCACCGCGCGGCCGCGGCGCGCAGCGAGGAGGGCGAGCGGCUCCGGGCGUACGACGGCGGGCGCAAGGCGGGGACGGCGCUCGCGCUGCACGACCCGUCGCAGGGCGUCGUCGCGCACCGGCUGGGCGACGACCGGCGCGUCGAGGGGCGCAAGUGGGUCAACCUCGCGCCGCUGCGGAGCGUGACGCUCCAGCAGCUGGCGGGCGACGCGCUCGACGGUGCUGGCCUGGUGCGGCCUGACUCGUGCCGGCCGGUGAUGUCGUUCGCGGCGGGCGACCGCGCGAAGGCCGCGGACGCGAGCGAGGCGCGUGUCGUGCGCGUGGCCGAGCACGACGACGCGGACAAGGACGCCGACGGCGACGCGUGGGAGCCGUUGCGCGACGAGGCGCCGGGGGCCGAGCCGGAGGUGCCGGGGGGGCCGACGGGCGCGGUGUCGAUCGUGUUCCCGCGGCCGGCGCGCGGGCAGGGCGACGAGAGCGACACGCUGCAGCAGGUGGAUCGCGUCUUCGUGGUCAUGGCGGAAAACGACCCGGUCUCGCGGUACACGACGUACGCCUGCGAGCUCGCGCAGCCGGUCUUCAUGUAG